Hypoxylon trugodes is the source of this 1449-nucleotide messenger RNA. Its product is annotated as glycoside hydrolase family 79 protein. The transcript is spliced from 5 exons. Lineage: Eukaryota; Fungi; Ascomycota; Sordariomycetes; Xylariales; Hypoxylaceae. The coding region runs from base 1 to 1449 and encodes 482 amino acids. The record is from RefSeq and is a predicted model, not a curated record.
AUGGCUUCAUACUUUAGAUUAUUUGUUUCGGUUCUAGCCGUAAUCCAAGGUGUACUCGCAGCGGUGACGUUUACCGUCCCCAAGCAGGCACAUACAGGAUCCUACAAAUAUGCGCCUUUAGACCCAGCACCAGUCGGUAUAUCCUUCGAAUUCUUCGCUUUCCCGUCCUAUUUCACCAACGUGAGCGCUACAAAUCAAUGUCUUUCCAAUUGGAAGGAUCUCUCCGGGGUCUGGCCGCCAAUUCGCAUCGGAGGUACCACACAAGAUCGGGCUCAAUAUGACUCUAAAACUUCGGCCUAUGUUGUUUAUAGUGUUUCCAGCCCAGCUGAUGCACCUGCGAGCCUCACAUUCGGCUCCAGUUUCUUAACUUUGGCGGGGAGCUAUGGCGGCAGCGUUGUGGUCGGGUUAAACAGGGGUAAGAAUCAGAUUCAGAACACGAUCAGCGCCGCCAAAAUUGCCGUGGCCGAAGUGAAGAAUCUCCUUGCUGUCGAACUCGGAAACGAACCAGAAUAUUAUUCCAGAAACGGUCAGCCCAUUGCCUCCGGAAGUUGGUCCCCGGCUAUUGACGCCGCUUCUCAGAAUAAUUGGGAUAUAUCGGUAGGAUCGGCUGUAGAUAAGCGGCCAAUAAUCCAAGCCGGGAACUCCAAUGAUUCUCCUCCCACAUGGGGCGCGGCAGAGUUGAUUGCGACAGAGAAUGCAACCGUAAAGCAAUACGUCAAGACAUACGCGCACCACAACUAUCCUGGGGGAAGUGUAACUUCCUUAAUGAGCCAUAAGAGUAUCUCCAGCAACUUACAUGUCUUUGAUGCUGACGUAGCGGCCGCCUUAAAAGAGGGCAAGCCAUACGUGUUCGGCGAAACUAAUUCGGUAUCUGGCGGUGGCGCGGCGGCUGUAUCGCCAACUUUUGGUGCGGCCCUGUGGACAAUGGACUAUGUACUUCGGGCAAGCUACAGCAAUAUAUCGCGGACGUAUUUUCACCACGGCACUGUCGGUAAUUGUCAGUAUUGUUUCUGGGGAAGAUAUAGCAUGGGUGCCCCUUACUAUGGCGCGUACGCAGCGACUGCCUUGCUAGCAAAGGCGUCCUAUCUCACAGCUCUUGACGACGGCUCGAACAAUUAUGCGGCAUAUGUUUCGUUUGAUUCCAAUGGUGCACCACUUCGGGCACUGUUAUACAACUCUGAUUAUUUCAGUGGAAGUGGUACUCGAUCCAGCCAAUCAUUCCAGCUUCAGGGACUAUCCGGAAGUUCCGUGAAAGCCAAGAGACUCACGGCAGAUAGCGCUGCGUCCAGAGUCGAUCAAGGUGGAAAAGUUACUUUCGGAGGCCAGACUUUUACCGACGGAGACUGCAAAAUUGCCGGGUCUGAGAGUAUUGAGACAUUGGAGGUAUCGAACGGGCAGGCGACGGCUACAUUAAAGGCUAGUGAGGCCCUCCUAGUAUACUUGCAAUGA